AUGUACUCAGUGGAGAAGAAGGUCGCCCCAGGCGUGUUUCCUAGAGCCCCAGGCUCGACUACUUUAUCCUCGGAUAAGGUCCAGCUUGUCUAUAACAAGUUCACUCCAAAGAACCCAGCUGGCAAAGAUGCCACCAAGAUUAACCUUAUUUUCGCCCAUGGCUCGGGUAUGAACAAAGGUACUUGGAACUACCAUAUCCAGAAACUCUACGAGGCCAACCAGAACAACUCUAGCUGGAAGCUUAACAAUGUGAUUGCAGUGGACAACUUCAGUCACGGAGACUCUGCUGAGCUUAACAGAGAGAAGAUUGGCUGGACUUUUGAUUGGUGUGACAACGGUAAGGAUUUGGUUGAGGUUGUCAAACAUGAAAUUAGAACCACCGGUGACUUUGAGCCAAGUGGUUAUACCAGAAACAUCCUUAUUGGCCAUUCUUUGGGUGGAUACGCUGUGCUCUGGGCUGGUUUCCUUGAGCCACAGCUUUUCGAUUCGAUCAUUUCCGUCGAGCCAGUUGUUCAGUACACUCAGGCUUUGAACGAAUGGUUCUUCAAGCGUAUGAUCAAGGCUGGUAAGUUUAUUGAAAACGAGUACCCUAGCGUGGAAGCUGCCCAUGAGCACUUGAAGAAGAAGAGUUUCUACAAUGUCAUGGAGAAGAACGUUCUUGACGCUUUUGUGGAUGACGAAUUGGUCGUUAACAAGGACGGUACUGUUAGAGUUAAGGCCCAGAGAUUGCACCAGGUUGCCACCUACUGUGGUGUUUCCUACUCUGCCGAAAGAGGUAUGGGUAUUUUGAACCAGCUCGAGAUCCCAUUCUACCAUAUUACUGGUGCUGACGCUGUCUGGACUCCUCGUGAGUCUGUGGACUGGAUCAGAGAAGAGGUUCCUGAGCAUCUUCUCGAGACCGCAGACAUGCCAAAGGGUGGUCACUUGGUUCACGGUGAACAGCCACUUGAGCUGGUCAAGUUGUGGCUCGAAUUCAUUGACAAGCGUGCUGCUUUCGUUCAAGAACACAGAAAGAACUUACCUGAAGUGAAGUACAACGGCGACAGAAAGAAGAUCUUCAAUGAGCAAUGGAAGUACUUGGAAGCUGUUGACGUUGAGGGCUUGUACUACUUUGGCCACGUUCGUCCUAAGCUCUAG
This is a messenger RNA of Candidozyma haemuli, 1137 nucleotides long. RefSeq names its product alpha/beta fold hydrolase. The record is from RefSeq and is a predicted model, not a curated record. NCBI's taxonomy places the organism in Eukaryota, Fungi, Ascomycota, Pichiomycetes, Serinales, Metschnikowiaceae. The transcript has a single exon. The coding region runs from base 1 to 1137 and encodes 378 amino acids.